This is a messenger RNA of Diceros bicornis minor, 3250 nucleotides long. It is a transcript of the gene UGT8, whose product is annotated as UDP glycosyltransferase 8. The record is from RefSeq and is a predicted model, not a curated record. Bases 414 to 2060 code for a protein of 548 amino acids. The transcript is spliced from 8 exons. Gene Ontology annotation, molecular function: UDP-glycosyltransferase activity. NCBI's taxonomy places the organism in Eukaryota, Metazoa, Chordata, Mammalia, Perissodactyla, Rhinocerotidae.
GCUGGCGGCCGCACUCCUUUCUCUGCCAUACGGCACCCGUGUGAGGGUCCUCUCGCGUUCGUGCGUGCCGGAGGAGGAAGGGGAUGACCGCGCGCGGAUCCGGCCGAGGACCUAGCACUUGACCCUGCGGGGAUGGGCACCGCGGAGCCCCAAGGCCAGAGCCCGCUGCUGGGCGGGGAUGGGGGGCCGGGAGGUGCUUCGGGACCUCUCCAACUCUCCUGUACUUCGUCCUCUCCCUGAGGGGGAACUAGAGCUGGAUUCGUGGAGAUAACUGGUACCAAGCUGAUCUUGAAGAGUUGCAGAAAAAGAAACCCACACCUUAAUCCUGUAGGGGAGAUAUAUAUAUAUUUUAAAACUGGGUUGCUUGCAGUGUUUGAAUGUUGAGAAGGUAUAAUUGUUAAAUCUGCAUUUAGAUGAUGGGAAUUUGUGCAGCUAUGAAGUCUUACACUCCGUAUUUCAUGCUGCUGUGGAGUGCUGUUGGGAUAGCGAAGGCUGCCAAAAUCAUCAUCGUGCCGCCAAUAAUGUUUGAAAGCCAUAUGUACAUUUUCAAGACGCUAGCCUCGGCCUUGCACGAAAGAGGCCACCAUACAGUGUUCCUGCUCUCUGAAGGCAGAGACAUCGCGCCAUCUAAUCAUUACAGCCUCCAGCGCUACCCAGGGAUCUUUAACAGUACCACCUCGGAUGCUUUCCUGCAGUCCAAAAUGCGGAAUAUUUUCUCUGGGAGGUUGACAGCAAUCGAGCUAUUUGACAUACUGGAUCACUAUACUCAGAACUGUGACAUGAUGGUUGGAAACCGAGCCCUGAUUCAGGGUCUGAAAAAGGAAAAGUUUGACCUGCUGCUGGUGGACCCUAAUGACAUGUGUGGAUUUGUGAUAGCUCAUCUUUUAGGAGUUAAAUAUGCUGUAUUUUCAACCGGCCUUUGGUAUCCUGCCGAAGUGGGUGCUCCUGCCCCCUUGGCUUAUGUCCCAGAGUUUAACUCACUCCUCACAGACCACAUGAACUUGCUGCAAAGGAUGAAAAAUACCGGCGUUUACCUCAUUUCCAGAAUAGGGGUCAGCCUUCUGGUUCUUCCCAAAUACGAAAGGAUAAUGCAGAAGUACAACCUGCUGCCGGAGAAGUCCAUGUAUGAUUUGGUCCAUGGGUCCAGCCUGUGGAUGCUGUGUACUGAUGUAGCCCUGGAGUUUCCAAGACCCACUCUGCCUAAUGUCGUUUAUGUAGGAGGAAUCCUAACCAAACCAGCCAGCCCACUACCAGAAGAUCUCCAAAGGUGGGUAAAUGGUGCUAAUGAACAUGGCUUUGUGCUGGUAUCUUUCGGAGCCGGUGUCAAGUAUCUGUCAGAAGACAUUGCUAACAAACUGGCCGGAGCUCUGGGAAGAUUGCCCCAAAAAGUGCUUUGGAGGUUUUCUGGAACUAAACCAAAGAAUCUGGGAAACAACACUAAGCUCAUAGAAUGGUUACCGCAAAAUGACCUACUUGGGCACUCAAAUAUUAAAGCCUUCCUGAGCCAUGGUGGUUUGAAUAGUAUUUUUGAAACUAUGUAUCAUGGUGUCCCUGUAGUGGGAAUCCCCCUCUUUGGAGACCAUUAUGAUACUAUGACCCGGGUACAGGCAAAAGGCAUGGGGAUAUUGCUGGAAUGGAAGACAGUUACUGAAGGAGAGCUAUAUGAAGCACUGGUGAAAGUUAUCAAUAAUCCCAGCUACCGUCAGAGGGCCCAGAAGCUUUCAGAAAUCCACAAAGAUCAGCCUGGUCACCCUGUCAAUCGGACUGUCUAUUGGAUAGAUUACAUCCUUCGUCACAAUGGAGCCCAUCACCUCCGUGCUGCGGUCCAUCAAAUCUCUCUCUGUCAGUAUUUUUUAUUGGAUAUUGCCUUUGUGCUUUUGCUUGGUGCUGCCUUGUUUUACUUCCUCUUGUCCUGGGUGACAAAAUUUAUCUACAGGAAAAUCAAAAGUUUGUGGUCUAGAAAUAAACAUAGCCCAGUUAAUGGACAUUACCAUAAUGGAAUCCUCAAUGGCAAGUACAAAAGAAAUGGCCAUAUUAAACACGAAAAGAAGGUGAAAUGAGCCAACAGCCCACGGGAUAGUCACAGAGCUGUUCAGUCAUUGAAUUUUUAUUGCUAUAAUUUAGUCUAACAACUACUAAAAGUAAAACAUCAGUAAACAAUUCUAACACUCCCUUAUCUGAUCUCACUAAUGAAAUGCUGUGGAAUUAAGAUGGCUGUAAAAAGCACAAACCUAAAAUGCAAAAAUGUAUUUUAUUCGAAUACUGAUGCAGAGUUUUGGCACUGAACCUUUUAGAAGCCUUAAUUAUUUAAAUCAAUUAAGUGACCAUGUCAGACCUUAGUUUUAAAUCUUGAUAUGUUUGUGUCCCAGAUAAGGAAUGGUUUCUUUUCUCUUAAAAAGAUUUGUUUGUAUGUGUGUGUGUUUUUCCUAAUUAAGGGAAUUUUUAGCUGGCUGCUUGUUAUAUUUGUUGAAGGUACAACACAUUCAAGAAUGAAAUAGAAAGACAGGUUCCACAUGUUUCUCUUUUAGAAUUUGAUGUAUGUGAACUCAGAACAGUACCAUGAAAGAGCACUUUUCCCUCAAAACUGAAUGCAGAGGAAGAAAAUGAAAAGAUAAAUGGCACCAGUUUUCAUCCCUUUUUGUUUUAGUUUUGUUUUGUUUUUCGUUUUCUUUUACAGACUAUGGACACUUCUGGGGGAAAAAACAUACCAUUAAGUAAAUGUAUAAAUUAGUUGUCACAUUUUACUUUUGUCUUCCCCCUACCAAUAAUUUGCCUUUGGAAGAGUUUUAUAGUUUUUUCUAUUUCAUUUCAAUGAGUAACAUUAUGUUAAAUGUAUAAUUAAGACAAAGCAACAAAGCUAUGACAUUUGUUCAGAAGUACUGACGAUUAUUGCUUAUGAGGCACCUUUAAACAGGGCUAUUAUUUGAAUGUUUUUGUAACUGUUGGAUGGCUUUUCUACAAUGUAAUUUUUGAAUGUUAAGAUGUUAUAUUUCCAAAGUUUUAAUUUUAAAAACCGUCUUGUUCGUCCCUUUAUUGUCUGGGCCACACAAUCUAUAUGGUGCCAAGAUUUAAUUCUUUUAACUGGAACCUUUGCAGUUCUCCAUAUUGGUACCUGCUUCGUCUGAGAGGUUUGAGAUCCUGUUAACCAAUCAGACUCCACCUGAGAUACAGAAGUGACAGAGAAAUUGUACCACUUGUUUGUGAAAGUGAGUUUCUUGUUUCCCUCCUCACUCCCUCAACCCCCACCUCC